AUGGUUUUGACUGUUGGCUCUGGGAUUUGGAGAAACAUUGGGCACCCUGCCUACUCUUUUAGUAGCAUAACUCCUUGUCAUGGGAUUUAUCACAAUGGUUUUCUUCAUUGGAUUGGUCGCACUCGUGGGGACAGCUCUCGGCGUUUGGUAUGUGCCUUUCACGUUGAAACAGAGCAGUUCCAAGAGUUACCACUACCGCCUCCUUUUUAUGAUCUGGAUAAAACUUAUUUUAAGCUCGGAGUAUUAAAUGGUUGGCUCUCUGUAAUUCUUAACUUGAAUGGCGAUAUCAGUGUUUGGGUGAUGAAGGAAUCUUGGACUAAAGAGCAUGAGUUUAAAGACCCAGUUGGUUCUUUUGGCACUUCAAUAUUGAAAUUUACCGGGGAAGGGCAAGUCUUGGGGUUAAAUUAUGAUGAUCAUUCAAUGCAGGCUUACACUCUCGCAAGAACUGGCCUUGUGAGGGUUGAGGUUGAUGGACUACCUUUAAUGAUUUCGGAGGCAUGGGACCUUGUUCUGAGCUUUGUUUCGCUUGAGGAUAGAUCACCAUAG
Molecule: messenger RNA, 546 nt
Organism: Prunus dulcis (almond)
Lineage: Eukaryota; Viridiplantae; Streptophyta; Magnoliopsida; Rosales; Rosaceae
Product: F-box/kelch-repeat protein At3g06240-like
Exons: 1
Coding region: 1-546 (181 amino acids)
Source: RefSeq, a predicted model, not a curated record